This is a messenger RNA of Amphibalanus amphitrite, 4546 nucleotides long. RefSeq lists its product as uncharacterized. Lineage: Eukaryota; Metazoa; Arthropoda; Thecostraca; Balanomorpha; Balanidae. The record is from RefSeq and is a predicted model, not a curated record. The transcript has 3 exons. The coding region runs from base 2890 to 3810 and encodes 306 amino acids. Gene Ontology annotation, molecular function: catalytic activity.
GCAAUCGGAGGGGUCCGUUGACGGAGGCUUCACACCGCCCUCUAGCUUGGACCAGGCAGCGAAAGGCGACCGGGACAAGGGCCGACGGAGGAGCCGGAGCCGCACGAGCUGCACUGCGUCCACCGGCCGGGUCAGUCGACAGAGCGGGUGGUCCAACAGUGUGUGGACGGUACUGAGCUCUGUCCACCGGAGCCGACCACGGCGGAGGCGGCGAAUAUCAGGAACCACGAUGCGCUUUCCACCACCUGAAAGACCUCGGAGUGAGCAUCGCCGGACGUCCAGACAGCUCCCUAGCGUAUGCGCCGAAUACAAUCACUGGGGAAGAUGUACCAACGGUAGAAGUUGCAAGGAACUGCACGUGUGCAAAUAUUUCAUUCAAAAUAGAUGCGCAUACCUGCCAUGCAAAAGAGAGCACACACUGCACACGUCUCAUAACAUCUGGCUGCUCGAGAUAAACGGUUAUAACGCCAGGGAGCUGGACCUGGCGCUGAGCCGUCUCCGCGAGCGCGAGCGGGCGGAGAGACUCGAACACCAGGCGCACAGACUCGAAGUUUGUUUUAAUUACAACAUGGGCAAAUGCAACUACCCCGACUGCCGCCGGCUGCACGUCUGCUACCGUCAUGUAAUGGGUAAACCAUGUGAGUCAGGCGAGUGCGACCUCAACCACAGCGCAGUAAACGGCAGUCACAAUAGCAGACUUCUGUUUAGUGCCCAUCGGAGCGACACCUCCGAGCCAGAGAUCUGCCGGCUACUGAAACAGCGCUCUCCGCCCAUGGCUAGGCUCUGCAACGACCAACACUCUACGCCGCCGGCACACUGUUUACGACUACACUACUGCCCGGAUUUCCUUCUCAAUCGGUGCAUGCUUAAAGACAAGUGCCCCCAAGUUCAUAGCCUGAGGACCCCGCAAAACCAGCGGGUGCUGACAUUCUUUGAUUGGUCAGAGGAGGAGGCGCUGCAAAUGCUGAGGGAAAAAAAAAGACAACGGAUCAUUUCAGUCCAGCAUAGAUCGAACCCCAAGUGAUUGGGACGACGACGAGGAAAGAUUAUACCGACAGACUCCCCGUGAAGGAGCGCAGCUGGGGCCGAGUGGAUCUGGCGAGCAGGUGCGUGAGCAUCAGAAGUGGGAGGAAAAAGAGAAGGGAUGGAAAGAAAAAAAUAGGAAUUUGGAGGAAAAGGUGAGGAAAUUGGAGGAAAAGGUGAAGGAACUGGAAAACAAGGAACAAGAAUGGAAGGGGAAGGAGGCAGAAUGGCGCCGAAAAAGGAAAGAAUUUGCAGUCAAGGAAAUAGAGUUAUUAAGUGAACAACAACACUGGCGAGAAAAGGAAGAGGAAUGGGAGAAAAAGGAGACAAUAUGGAAAAACAAGGAAUCCGAAUGGAACAACAAGAAAAAGCCAAAACUGCAGCAGAAAGAAAAUGAUUUGCAAGAAAAGGAACGUAAAAAAACCAAGACACAGCAAAGGGAAAGAAAAACACACGAGACAGAGGAACGAACGGGGGAAGAAGCUGAUGAUAGGUAUGGGCCAAGUACGAGCAAAAGACAGACAGAUAACCUAUGCGGCCAGAGUGUGACCAAGAAAAAAAAGUACGAUUAACUCACAACCCGUACCGGGUGGGGGGGGGGGGGGGUUAAGUGUUCCCCUUUUUUUGCAGAUCGCUUCAAAACGGCUGCGAAUUUUGACUCGCCGUUUGCAGUAGCUCUUCAGGGGUCAAUUUUACACAACUCCUGAAAAAAUUAGUAGGUCCUAUGUCAUCUCAGGUCAUGAGUUCUGGACCUCAAACUGAGGUCAUGAUCGGCCGUUUUCUGGUCGAAUAAGUUGUUCACGGGAAAUAAAUCGCAGAAAAUCAGAUCAUUAACUUUGAAACCCAAAGAUUAAACCCUAGGCACAAAAAAGCAUGGUUUUAAAAUGGCUAUCUCAAAAUUUCCAACUUAUAAUAAUUUCUGAUCCUGUGUUUUUUACCUUCAAAUUAAACUUUCCUUAUAUGUAUAAUAUGCAUUUGAAAUUUGGGGAAGUUUUCAAAAACUCGGAAUAUAUGUCAGAGAACAUCUCAUCGCCUUUACACAUACCAAAUAUCAAGAAAAAUAUCUCUAAAACUUCCGCAGAUAUUUCCAUUUGAGACAAAAUAUUGUAACUGUUCUUAUAACGCCACACAAUGGACAGCGUUUGAACGCACCUCAAAUCAAUCAAGGGUAAUAUGGACCAGUAUAACGCCUUUUGGGGCGACUAACGGAGCGAGCGAGAGGGUGGGCCUUGCACGUGCGAAAUUGCGAGGGGGUACCUCCAACUGACUUGUGCACGGCACCCUACUAACUGGUCUCUAGCGAUGUGCCAAAUUUGGGCACAAUCGGCCCAGCCGUUCUCGAGAUCUGGAAGCGGCACCCUGCACGUGCGCACGUGCAAAAUGGGUCCCAACUGACUUGUGCACGGCACCCUACUAACCGGUCCCUAACCGUGUACCAAAUUUGAGCGCAAUCGGUCCAGCCGUUCUCGAGAUCUGGAAACGACCCCUGCACGUGCGCACGUGCAGCAGCACCCCAACUCUGGCACAUGUAUAUGCAGUGCCUAGUGGGUGCCUACCUACAUGCCAACUUUCAGCGCAAUCGGCCAAGUAGUUACCGAGAUAUUGCAACAAUUACAAAAGUGACACCUCUUCGUUUUGCACGUGGCACGUGCAUAAGGGGUCACCCACAUGCAUCGGGAAUAGUCCAAUACUUGGUAGAAGGAAUGAAGCUACCCUACAAAAAUUACCGCGUGUAAAUCGGUCAAGUGGUUGCUGAGAUAUAAGCCUCGCAAAAGCGUGACCACGGCCGGCCGGCCGGCCGGCCGCUCAUACUCAGAAAUUUCCGUUAAUCUAAGGAAAGACUACGCUCGCUUCGCUCGCUCCGUAAUGAAUGAUCUACCUGUUCGUCGUUUUCACACUAGCGUUGCAUAUGGAACCAACAUCUGUGCUGCUCGUCAGAACGGCCGCUAUAGUUUCAGACGGGCCACAACACUGGUUGGAGAUGUGGAACUGCACCCCGUCCCUGACCUGGCUCGUGGGACGGCUGCGGCGAUGCCGCCUGGCGCGCUGUCUGUGUACCACGCCAACGUCAGGAGCUUAAAGAAGCAGCUUGGUGACCUUCGUGCCUCUGCUCCCAUACUUGACCGCCAUGACGUGAUAGCAGUUACUGAGACCUGGCUCAAUGAUACAGUAGCCGACUCGGAGUUGGAGCUCGGUUUUCGUGAUCACACGUGGUUUCGUCGGGACCGCUGCUCUCGGGGCGGCGGAGUGGCCUGUGCCGUGCGGACAUCGCUGCUGCCGCAGAGGCUGCCGGAUCCGGAUGGGGCGGAGUGCCUGCUGAUCCACCUGCGGGGCUGCUCGAUAACAGUCGCCGUCUGCUACAGACCACCGGACGACGACGGAGCCCUGGGGAGAACGAUUGACGCGCUUUCAAUGUUGCAAGACUGCAAGCUCAUACUGGUCGGUGAUUUCAACCUGCCUGAAAUAACCUGGAAUGUAUCACACAGCGUGCCCGAGCUGACUCGUCAGACGGUCAGAGCGUCACAUUUUCUCCACUCCUGCGACGCCAUGGGCCUCAGACAAUGGGUGUCGGAAGCUACCCGAGGGGAAAGAACGCUAGACUUGAUCUUCACUCGGCGUUUACAAGCUCGAGUGCACGUGCGAGAUGGCCUCUUUAUCUCCGAUCAUAAGGAGACUGUGGCCACCGUCUCGGUUCCACGGAGCCGACCCCCGGCGCCGUCAAGGCGCACCGCCUACAGCUACCAGAGCGCCGACUUUGGCACCCUGCGGCGGAGCCUGUCAAAGUGAUCCCGUGGGGGCUGCUGGUCGGUAUCCGCGUGGUGUUGCGCCGCAGCGUGCCACCAUGGUUGGCCACAGGGAGGUGCGCGAGGCUCUGAAGCUCAAGGAGGCGGCCUAUCGUCGUCUCCAUUGAAACCCGACAUCUGCCAGCGCGAGAAGUUACGAGGCGUUUGCGUCCAAGUUUUCCAACUCCAGAAGAACGGUGUUACCCUCCGCCACGGCUUACCCGCUGGAUCCGAUGUCACGACUGCAUGUUUCCGAGGACGCGGUUAGAUGUGCGCUGCUUUCGAUCUCCCCUGGCAAAACGUGCGGGGACGAUAACAUUAGUGCGAUAAUCGUGGUUGGUUGUGCCGAGGAGCUUGUUGUUCCGAUCACCAAACUACGUGUUGCUGAGGGAGAUAAUGUUUCCGAAAGGACAAGCGUAAACUGAAGAACUGCCGAUCAGUUUCUUUACGAUUACUCAUUGUUUCGAUUUUAGAGCGUGUAGUUUUUGAGCAGCCGUUCUCUCACGUGUCCGGUGUCCUGUAUUAGGAAUUGACCAAAUAUGAGUAAGUCGUGUGAAGUUAUAGAUGUGCUUAUGCUUGCUGCUUAUGCAUGAUAGAAAAAAACUGCUUCUGGAAAACAGUGUCCUGUGUUAUGAAUUGGCGAAAUGUAAUUCGUGUGAAUUUAUAGGUGUGCUUAUGCUUGCUGCUUAUGUAUGUUAAAACAAAAACACUGCUUCUGGACCAAUAAAUUUAGUGUUAUA